UGACCUGUACUUGUUGAUCCGAUGGCAGCUAUCUGAAAGGGACUGAAACAAAACAACUGUUAUCGCUGUUUAUCAUUUUCUAGCUCCGAGGAUGAAACUGUGAGGUUGCAGUCAUGCCAGUCAGGGCGAAGACAUCAUCUGAAUACGUGAAGAAGUUUCGAUGGAAUGACUCCAUCAAGUCGGCUUCAUUCACCCCCACGAAAGAGCAAAAUGCACCCCAGGCUGGAUUGUCCUCUGUUGACUACGCGGAUAGCUUUGCAAUCACGCGGGAGCCACCACUCCAACGCAGGCGGAAACCUCUGCAAGUAGACAACAAGAUGACCUACACUACGAAGCAGUUCGUGACUACACCCGACUCGGACGACAGCAGUGAUAUAGGCAAACCAAACAAGAUACCUGGCUCAUCACUUUCAAAGACUUUCCUCAAGAAAGUGGACAUGCCUGCAAUAACCAGGCCGCCCAUUGACAAGAAUUUAAAGACAGAGAAAAACAAAGCCAUUGCAGCAAAAACGAGAGUUAUAUCCAGACCCAGUCAGCCACCUCCCCCGACGAAGAAGAUGGCCCCUCCAUCUCCGACCAAGACAGAUAAAGGUCCAGCCAUCACCAAGUCAGAUAAGCAUGUUCCAAAAGCAGGGGGCGAUGCUUCAAAAACAAAGGGCAAAGCUGAACAGGAGACUGAUGAAGCGUUACAGUACCGGGCUGGUAUCCGCGCAAGGCCUGGUGGUCCCAAAUAUUCAUCAGAGUACCAACGACAGUUUGAUUGGAAGCAACCAUCAAAAGAAUCACCAUUAAUGGCUGCAGAACAGAUGGUACAUAACUCCAAUGCCAACCUGGCUCCUUAUAUACCUGAUAAGAUACCCAAGCAUACAGAAUACCAGAGGCAGUACAAACAAAACCAUCCCGGUCCAUUAGCACAAGAGCAGCUUAUGCAGAAUGCACAACAAGAAAUCAAAGCAAAGUACAGAGUCAAAACAAAGAGCAAACGGGCCAAGAAGCUGACCCCUGAUAAACAUCAUCCAGCUGGAGUACCAUCGGUCAUCUCACAUGAUGAUCCAAGACUCGUCAAAUCGUCACAAAAUCCACAGAGACCCUUCUUUCCACAUGCUACAACAAGGAAAUGGAGGUCAGAGUACAAAUCAAACUUCAAGACCCCUGAGGUGUUCAGUUACGAGAAUGGGGUGUGGAAGGGGGCUGAUCCUCCCCAUAUCCAACCCAGGGAUGACUCCUCUGAUAGAGGGGCUACUAAACCAGAGCAGCUGACCCGGUCAAAGUCUGUCGGAGAUCUACCUAAUUGGUUCUCAGAGGUUUUAGAAUUGCGUGAGAGAGCAAGACAGUACCAGAAGCGUUCCCGAGGCACUCAUUUCUCCCGGGAGCACCUAGCUCAACUACUGGCUUCUCAGGCUAAGUUAUGGGAGGAAUCUAGUGAUCAGCGUAGUAUAUCAAGCUCUAUCUCCACCCAGACUUCAGGCUCAGAAAAGAAAGACAAACCAAAGGAGGAACCACGUCCCUCGACGAGUGCUCCAGACUUGGGCCAUGAACCAACAAGGAGGAAGCUAGCUUGGCAUGCCAAUAACAACAAAGCAGCGGAAGAACCAAAUCAAAACAUAAACACUGCACCUCUUGACAGGAGAUCAAGCAUCAGCAGUGUUACAACCCUAGACCCAGUGCCCAGCACGUCCUCCAUGAGUUCAGAUAUAGAGAGCAUCGAAGAGAAUGGGCGGCUUCCCACCCCAACCCUCGUAGAGACGGAGCCAUCACAUGGAACCAAGAGGCAUCAUUUAGACAGGACCACUCCUGCGAAAGGAGGAGCCUUGCUGACAUCGCCAGCGUCGAGGAGGAGGGCACACCAUGUUCCUAAACCUACCACAACCUACCCUAGGCAAGGGGAACAGAUGAAGCCAAGUAGUCGUACAUAUGUUGCAAGGUCUGCCCCUGCGAAAGCAAUCAUUCCUGGAGGCAUCACUAAAGGCUUUGAGUACGAUAGUGAUGACGAUGAGGAGGAUGAUGUUGAUCUAGACCGAACACUCACCCAGGGCCAGCAAACACCACCUCGCAAUUCUACACAGCAGAAACAACUUGGAAGAUUCUUGCAAACCUCGCCAUUAGCUGGUAGGAGAACCUCUGACCCUCAUCCACUCAACGAGGAACUGAUAUCCCCAGGCUUCCAAAGGCACUCGGAAAGAUUCUUUGAAACCAGUCCUGGGAUGCCCACAAUUCCAAGCAAGAUCGAACCGCCAAAGACGUGGGCGGCCCCUCGGGCGGGUCUAAAAACAGCUCCUCAUGCUGGGAAAGGCCCCCUUGAAAGACCCCACUCAGGAAGCAUCGCAGGACGGCCACAGACGGCUGUCCCGCAAACGAGAGACGCAGCCUCUCAGCAGGUCCAGCGACUCAAUUCCUUCAUGUCCCCCAGAUCCAACGGUCCAGAGUCUCCCGACGAUUGGGACCUGACCCCGCCCAGGGGCGGGGGAAGGGGGAGGAGAGACAGCGAUGAGCUCUCGUUAUCAACCAUGUCCAAUGCAUCCAGCUCCACGCUGGCGUCGGAAGUGCUGGAGAGAGCAAAGAAGAGGCGUGAUGAGUUCUGGGGUAAAGAGAAGAGAGAUUGAAGCAAUGCGUUAUUUGAAUGAAUUUAUUAUGACGAUAAUGAUAUUCUUUAUCAUGUAUCAAUUCAAUGGAUAGCACCUCUGUAAUAAUUUAUUCUGAAUUUGUUGAAAAUAGAAACAAAAUAGAUAUAAAUAGGAUCCAAUAUAAAAAGCCUUCCAUUGUUAAAAAGAAAUUAAUUAGAUAUUUUUACCAUGCGCCAUACAUGGCCAUUAUCACGGGUGCUUUUUGUUGUAAUGCACCAGUGAUUGGCCAAUAUUCAGUCCGGAGAUAAUGAAUUAUCAAUUUAAUGCAAAGAUAUGAAAAUAAGAAAAUAUAUAUAGAUAAAAAAAUUAGAUAAAAGAUAAUAUGAAAGAAUGUAACACCAUAUUAGAAGAUUAUGAAUAAAAAAGAAAAACACAAAUAUUCACAAGAUGAUUGUUCAAUUCAUUUGAUGCAAUCAAUCAUUGAACCGUGUUCUACGGUUGAUUGCUCAGAAAUUAUAAUUAUUCUGUUGGCUGACAACGAAAUUCACACAAAAUUCCAACAAGGGUUUAUCAAACAGGAUUUCUCUCUUUCCAAACCUAUCAUUUUCUACUUCCUUAUUUUUGGUCAGUAUUGCCACCAAGCAAAUCCAAGGUGUUAUUCGCAUUAUUUGAUAAUUUUUGAUGAAAUGAAAAAAUUUCCAGAGAAAUUUGAGAUACGAUUUUCAUUUCUGCCAAGUAAAAAAUAAAAGAAAAAGUAACAAUAGGGAUUUUCUCUUAUAUCGAAAGAGUGGUAUUUUUUUUCGUCACUCCGUUUUCCUGACUAUGAAACAUCAAUGAUAGUUUGGUGUCUUUUGGAAACAAAAUGAUGACAUUAAUUUCUUCUCACAAAGAGUUCAUACUUAGCACUUGCCAUUUAUUAGUAAAACCAAGUUUGGGCAAAUAUAUUUUAAAUUUUUUUUUUCAAAAGUUUUUCUUCUAAAUAUCUGCAAACGAUUUCUCAGGCAAUUUUUUACCUUGUAAAUUGUGAGAGGCCUAUUUUACUUCCUUAUAAUUUCUUAUUUCAAAUAAGAUUAUUUAUUUAUUUCCUUGUGCUUUUACCUGUAAAAAAAUGUAUUAUAGAACUUUUUUGAAGUGAUAUGUACCAUUAUGUGCAGUUUUGAUUCCUAUUUUUGUAAUAUAUAUGAAUAGCCCUUUCGUUUUUGAAAUAUUUUUUUAUUUGUAAUUGUAAAUAUUUUAUUUCCUAGUACAUGUAAUAAGCAUUGUAAAAUGAUUUUUUCUUUUAAUGGAGAUAGAUGUAGUUUGAAUUGAUUUUAGAGUUAAUGAACUAGAGAGGAUUCAUAUUGUGAAGUCAUUUUGGGAGGCUUGCAAUAUACAUGUAGGAUGUGGUAGGACCAACACUUCCUGUAGUCAUGACAUUUGGUCAGUUGUAUUUGGUCUUUCCAAAGUAGAUAAUCCUUUGUGAUAAAUCAUAUCAUUGACAUAAGUCUCCUUCCUUGUGUAGACAUUCUUUACAUUCCACAUUUUUCAACCAAUUAUAGAUAAUGAAAAUGCAGUAUUUGUAACCCAUGAAUGUCAAUGAUGUAUGACGAAUUGGAUGUUGUGAUAUGUAGUAUUAAAGACAAUGCAACUUAGCCUUUUGUAAUGCAUUAACAAUCUAUUUUUCCACAGAAUAUUCCCUUCAUGUAGCUUGACUUGGAUGGAAACAUGUUUAAAUGUGAACUCCAUGUCAAAGUACUGUUUUGGAUUAAAUGAAUUCUCGAUUUCUGAA
Messenger RNA from Lytechinus variegatus (green sea urchin), 4332 nucleotides. Its product is annotated as nuclear protein MDM1-like. Gene Ontology annotation, biological process: negative regulation of centriole replication. Lineage: Eukaryota; Metazoa; Echinodermata; Echinoidea; Temnopleuroida; Toxopneustidae. The coding region runs from base 114 to 2603 and encodes 829 amino acids. The transcript is spliced from 15 exons. The record is from RefSeq and is a predicted model, not a curated record. Gene Ontology annotation, molecular function: microtubule binding.